AAGCUACGACAAUCAAUAGCUCUUUGUAAGCAAUCUUGUAUGGUAAACUUAUCUUUAUUACUUUUUCUUAGAAUAACAUUAAUUACCUGUGAGCAAGAAACUGACAUAAUUAAAAGAUCUUGAUCAAUAAAAAUAGUAUAUUCCAGCACCAUUUAUGAUUACAUCUUCAUUUAGACCAAAGGUAAAAAGUGUCAUCACAUAUGGAUCCAAGUGUAUAGAGUUAUGUAUAUCUUCGUCCAAAAGCUAAAACAGUUCCACCGGUGCCAUGGAAAAUAACAUUACAAGUAACAGUAAACCUCCACCUGUCCGUUCAAACGACCAAACACCCACAGCUCAGCAAUCAAGACGAAGUAGCGAUGCUGGAAGAGGCUGGGAUGUCUUUGAGACAACGAUUCGUGGUGAAGAUGAGUAUGACUGGGCAAUGUACGAUAAAGUGAUUAAACUGGUUAAAUUAAUAGUCCUGGUGGUAACUUCUUGCAUUGUAAUAAUUAGCAGUUUAAUCUCAAAAAGCACCUUUCACUUGAUGGUUUCAAUGAUAGGCUCUCACCGAUCUACUGUUUGUAAUUUAAAUAGUCCUGGUUUGGCUUCUGAUCGUCGUUAUUAUAUAACAUUUGAAUCAGAAAAUGACGAGGAUUAUGAACAAGUGAGUAGGGAAAAAAUCAUCUGGAGUUGGUGUCUAUUUUUCUGUCUGAUAUGCCCUGAGCUUUUAACUGCUCUUCGGAGUAUUCGAGCUGUUUUUUCCAGUGGAUCAACAUGGCCAACAUGGAAAGGUUUUGCAAUGGUUACAAUAAUGGAAAUGUGUAGAGCUAUUGGUAUUGGAAUAUUGACUUUUUAUAUUUUGCCUUCAUUAAACGUGAUAUUUGGACUUAUGCUCACUUCGUCCAUCUGUUUGGUACCCGUUUUACUUCAAACAAUCUCACUGGAUGAUCUACCAAAGAGCAAGAAUCUGCUGUUGAUGAAUAUUAUUGCAACUGGUUUUGCAGUCAUUUCAUUAAUUUUAUGGCCUUUUGUCUCUAUUUACUCUGAAGAGGCAACUUCAGUGGGACAAUUGAUAUCAUUACCAUUGAUAUUGAUCAUAAUUUCCCUCGGUUGGGCCGAAAAUUAUUUACCAAGGGAAUCUUAUUAUUUCAAGUUUUCUCCAUUGUUGGCCAUUAGUGAAUCUUUAGCUACAUCUCGCUAUUUAAUUUAUUUGAUCGUCGGACCUUUAAAGGUACUUAUUUGGCUGUCCAUAAUGAUAGCUGUAAAUCAUUUCAAGAACAAUAUUGCACCAACCCAAAUGUUUUCUCGCUUCUAUCUAUUGACAACGCCACACUCAAUCAUGAUCAAGGAAGACUCUAACAUAGGAUCUCCAGUUUAUGUAACAAGUGAUUUGAUUCAUAUAAAUUUGAUGGCUGCUCAAAUGGUUAGCUCACUUGUUUGUUAUAUUGCUGGUAAAUUUGCGUGUAAAAUUUGUGUCCAAACAAGUGCCUUCGCUUUACCGAUAUCUUUGACAUCUCCAUUGAUCAUUGCUCUAGCUACAGUCAUUUGUCACACCAAAAGUAGAUUCAUUUGUCUGAUUUACAACUACUUUACCUUUUUACCGGGUUAUGUCUUCUGGUACUGUCCAAAUCAUCUAUUUAUUCAACACUGGUCUUUCAUGGUGAUAACCACUUUCUGGUUCACCUCUUAUAUAACAAGUGUCUGGUCAUCUUUACACAUCUGGUCACCACCAAGAGAGAGAACUGCUCGAACUGAAAAGCUAUUUGUUUCCCCUUUGUAUUGUGCUGCUUUCAUCGAUGUUUCCCUUGCCUUUAAUAGACGACGUGAAAAACAACAAACCAUCAGUGAAUCAGAUCUUACCAACCAAUCUUCAACCGGUGGUUUGGGUCACUUUGACUCGACUGAACUCUCAGACCAUGUGAUACAUGAUUCAGAUAGAUUGACUCGGAUCUAUGCUUGUGUGACAAUGUGGCAUGAAACCAGUGACGAGAUGUUACAAACGGCAAAAUCAUUAAUGAGAAUGGAUGAAGAUCAAUCUGCUCGUGCAAAUGCUCAAAAAUAUUUAAAAGUCGUUGAUCCAGAUUAUUAUCAAUUUGAAACUCAUGUCAUGUUUGAUGAUGCAUUUGAAUUAUCUGAUGAAGAUGAAAUGGCCAUUAAUAGCUAUGUUAAACAAUUUUUUGAAGUAAUAAACGAUGCUGUCAGCACUGUUCAUAGGACACAUCUGAAACUGAAACCACCAACAGUGAUUCCAACUCCUUAUGGCGGAAGAAUAAUUUGGACUCUUCCAGGUCAAACAAAGCUAAUUGUACACCUAAAGGACAAGACCAAGAUUCGUCACAAGAAAAGAUGGAGUCAGGUAAUGUACAUGUAUUACCUAUUGGGUUAUCUUUUGAUGGACACAAAUCUUCAUGUUAACCGUAAAGCAGUAAGAGCCGAGAAUACGUAUUUAUUAACGUUAGAUGGGGACAUUGACUUUUCCCCGCCAGCAGUCUUGUUGUUGAUUGACUUGAUGAAGAAAAAUAGCAAUCUUGGUGCCGCUUGUGGACGCAUUCACCCUGUUGGUGCUGGUAUUAUGGUUUGGUAUCAACGGUUUGAAUAUGCUGUCAGCCAUUGGCUUCAAAAGGCUGCUGAACAUGUCUUUGGUUGUGUCCUUUGUUCACCUGGAGCUUUCUCAUUGUUCAGAGCUCGAGCUUUGAUGUCUCCCAAUGUUAUGGCCACUUAUGCUUCAGAGUCUAAAGAACCAAUAGACUUUGUACAGCACGAUCAAGGAGAGGAUCGCUGGCUUUGCACUUUACUUCUUCAGAGUGGACAUCGAGUUGAAUAUAAUGCUGCUUCCGAUGCUUUUACUCAUUGCCCUGAAAGUUUUAAUGAAUUUUUCAUUCAACGUCGACGAUGGGGUCCGUCAACUAUUGCCAACAUCAUUGAUUUACUUCAAGAUUAUAAAAAUUUGAUUGCCGUCAAUCAAAGUAUCUCCAUUUGGUACAUUGGUUAUCAAAGCUUUCUCAUGUUAUCAACAAUCAUUGGACCUGGAACUAUUAUAUUGAUGCUUAUUGGAGCUGUUAAUGCUGUCUUCAAACUUGAUUACACUAGAUCAUUGUUAAUCAACUUGAUUCCAAUCAUGGUCUUCAUUAUAGUUUGCUUCAUUGCCAAAAAUGAUUUACAAUUGUUUCUCGCUCAAAUACUGUCAGCUGCCUACGUUUUCUUGAUGCUCGCAGUCUUGAUUGGAACAGCUAUUCAGAUCAAAGAUGAACCCUUUUCACCGUCAACUGUUUUCUUUUUCAUCUUGAUAUUUACUUUUCUGGUUUCAGCUAUUCUUCAUCCUAGAGAAAUUUCUUGCUUCUUUUCAUUUCCUCUUUACCUUCUCUGUAUUCCAAGCAUGUAUCUGAUUCUUCAACUUUAUUCCCUAAUCAAUCUUAACGUUGUUAGCUGGGGAACACGAGAAGCACCUUCAAAACCAGCAAAACAAACAGCCGAGGUAAUAACCAAAGUAACUCAAAACAAACCUGGUGGAAGAUCAAAUGCAGUCCUUCAAUUUUUAAAUACAAUGGAAAACCGUAAAUCACAAGAAGCUAAUAUUUCAUUCAGCUUAGGUAAUCUGUUUCGUUGUCUGUUAUGUACUCAUGAUACUAAAUCAGCCAGUGACAUUCAACUUGUACGAGUCGAAGAAGCAAUUCGAGAACUAUCAAGCAAAGUAAACACAAGUCAUUACUCAGGCCGCCCAAGACGAGCUUCAGAGUUAUCCCGAGUAACUGAGGAAAGCGUCGUCAAUGAAACUAUUGCUGAAGUCGAGGAAGAUGAGGAAGAUCUGGAUCAGGAACCAGAAGAAGUAAAGAUUAUCCGAGACGAUCUAAGAAACCCGUAUUGGAUUGAGGAUCCAAUUUUCCGUAAUUGUCCAGUUGUCUUCCUCUCUGACCAUGAAACAACCUUUUGGAAAGAGUUGCUCAAAAAAUAUCUUCAACCUCUUGAAAAAAAUGCAGAAAAAGAAGCACGAAUAUCUAAUGGUUUAAAGAUGUUGCGAGAUAAAACCAUGUUUGGUGUUCUCAUGUUGAAUGCGAUUUUCCUACUCACAAUUUUCCUAUUACAAUUGAACAAAGAUAAACUUUCAAUCACAUUACCCUUUCGAUUUGACCUAUCCAGUCCAAAGCCUAAGGAUGAUGGUUACAUUGAUUCAGAAGAGGAAGACACUGCAAGCAAACUGGAACCAGUUGGAGCCUCAUUCAUCAUUUGUUUUGCUAUAAUUUUGAUCAUCCAACUUAUUGGAAUGUUUAAACAUCGACUUUCAACCAUUUCCCAUAUUUUGGCCUUUGUUCAAUUGGACUAUUUCGGUCGUAAAAAGCUGACAUUUACUGAUGAUGAAUACAUUGAAAAAAAUGCCAUCGAGAUAGCCAAAGAUUUACAAUGUUUAAGAGGAAUCGAUGAAGAGGACAAUCAAGAGGAAGUUAAAGAUGAACUGGGCCAGAAGAAACCUAGUAAAUCGAUUAAUGAUGCUAAUAAAUCGGCCAUAAAAGGUGAUAAUCAAUCAAAAAGGAUCUUACAGCGAAAGAAUACAAUCUUCAACUUGGAACGAAACCGAGAGCGUAAAGAAAAAACGUUAACACUUGAUGUUGCCUUUAGGAAACGAUUUCUUAGUUUAUCAUCACAAGAUAAUGAAGGAUUGUCUCGAUUUGGAGGAAACUUGAGAAGACGACAAGCAAUUGAAGCAUUGGAACGACGUCGGGAUAGACUUUUAUCGGCAUCAACUUGGUGGAUUGACAACCAAACUGAAAGGUCAUCAUCUUCAGUGACAACAAUCACAAAUGGUAGAUCAGAUUAUUCGCAUAAUCGUGUAAACAAUCGAUUCCGGGAAAUAAUCAAUACAAACAGUAAUCCUGUUAACAUUUAUAAUGACAUUUACCAUCGACGCAAUUUGGUUAAUAACAAUAGUUAUUCGGUUUUAACACGUCCAGGAUUAAGGACCUUUGGCCAUUACAUGUAUACUAAUAAUUCAGAUUAUCCUUCAUCAUCAGAAGCAGGUUUCAACAAUCACAACAAUUGGUGAUUUAACAAUGUUUAAUGGUCUUCCUUCGCUGGAUAAGUCAACUCAUUAAGUCAAACGAUUUAACCUGAUGUCGAUGAUUAAAGGUUAUCAAUGAAAAGCAGUCCAAAUGAUCAUCGGACGAGGAAGUAGUUGACGAGUUAUUUAGUUUAUUUUGCCUUUCACCUGAGGCCGCGAUAACAGCGUAAAUAACGUGCAAAGAUGGUUAAAGUUACAUUGAAAAGGAAAUACGGAAAAGAAAAGGAAGAAAAAUUGAUGAUGAUAAUGAUGAUGAGAAUGAAAGUGAAUGUUGUUUAUUGUCCCAAAUAUUGAUCACGGAAAUGGACAUAACAACGAGUUAUUAUUGACAUUUUCAUUUAAAUCAUUCACCUUUUAUCCUAUCCUUGGGUCAAGUUGUACUAAUGCUUCAAGCUGACAGACCAGAUUUAGUUUUAUUUAAAUCUCAAGUUUUAAUCAAUGCAUCAAUUCAACAAUUCAAAUCAUCAUCUACUAUUCAACAUUUUUUUAUUCAAUUUCACAUUUUAAUGUUGGAUCAAUCCAAAGUUAAACGUUUGCUGCAUUCGAGUUUAAUUUUACUGUUUAAUUGCUUAAUUUAAAAAUCUUAUUGCAUGAUUAAUUGUGGUUUAUGGCUGUAUAAUGGAGUAACCGAAAAUUGGAAAUAAAUUGUAAAUUAAGAUUUGUUAUUAAUAUUA
Messenger RNA from Tetranychus urticae (two-spotted spider mite), 5706 nucleotides. RefSeq names its product chitin synthase chs-2-like. Gene Ontology annotation, biological process: chitin biosynthetic process. NCBI's taxonomy places the organism in Eukaryota, Metazoa, Arthropoda, Arachnida, Trombidiformes, Tetranychidae. The record is from RefSeq and is a predicted model, not a curated record. Gene Ontology annotation, molecular function: chitin synthase activity. Gene Ontology annotation, cellular component: cell periphery; cell septum.